AUCGCGUUACGCGCCAAAUUCAUUCGUUCAUGGGAGCUAUACACAACAGCUUCUUUCAGCCCCGUACUUUUUACACUGCAUUUCGGGCAGAAUAACGUAGAUUGACAUCAAAAACAUGUCACAACAACCGGGCUAUUCGCCCAGCUUCAAGCGACCGGCGGAGAUAAUGCGACUGAGGCGGAAGAGAACGCAGGGUGAGAGCCAGGGGUCCUGUUCCAGUCAACGGGGCGCCGCCGCGUUCGUACCCGGGGACAGCGACCCCUCGACUGAGUGCGUCCGGCCCUUCUCCCCGGGCCCGCUGCUGACCCUCCAGAACCGUUCCGGCGGAGGGGUGAAACGCCGGAACCCAUUCGCCAGUAUUGAAAAUACGUGCAACAGCGCGAAGAAAAGACUUAUUAUUUACAAUGAUGAUGAAAAGGAAGAAUAUACGGAAAGUGUUGUUCUUGGGGUAGCGGAAAAUACAAAGAUUAUGGACGGAGGGACUUCAAAGAUGGCGGAUGGCGAGUUGUCACCAAAUAAGGUUCUGCUUUUGAGUGACAGCUUGGUGGAGGCGCAGCUGCAGGUGAUGCAACAUACCUUCAGCAAGAAGCGUCUGGACUUCUCAGAAGAAGACUCCUUGUUUGACGAGGAAGAGGAGGCGGAGAAGAUACCGUUGCCAAAGAACAGGAACCUGCUGGAAAUCAGCUUUAUAAGCCCAAGUUCCCGCAGCCAGGCCUCCUUAGCGCCCCCUGUCUGCGUGGAGUACCCCGCGGACUGGAGCCUCAAGACCCGCGUCCUCUUCACCUCCCCGCUGGCCUUCUCCUGGGCCGAGAAACCCAAGGCCCAGGAGGAGGCUGCCGGCCUCGCUCAGCACUGCCGGGCCCAGCACUCAGCCAUCCCACACAGCAUGCAGGAGCCGCGGUCGUGCUCGGAGCUGCGCUGCGCCUUCCAGCAGAGCCUGGUGUACUGGCAGCACCCCUCCCUGCCCUGGCUGUCGCUGUUCCCUCGCAUCAACGCAGAGCGCAGCUUCUCAGGAAAGAGCACCCCCUGGGCUCAGGAUCCGGUACUGCAGCAGAGCCUCAUGAGCGAAUGGUCUGCCAGUCUGUCCUCGCUCUACAGUCUGCUGAAGGCCAGACUCUGUCCCUACUUCUACCUCUGCUCCUAUCAGUUCACGGUGUUGUUCAGAGCAGCCGGUCUGAGUGGCGCCGACUCCAUCACUGCACUGCUCUCCCCCACCACCAGGGGGCUGCGAGAGGCCAUGAGAGCUGAGGGUAUUGAGUUCACGCUGCCCCUAGUGGAGGAGCACAAGAAGAGCAAAGAGCGGCACCACAACAAAACCCCCAAAGACAACACAGAGUCCUCAGAGUCGAGGUCAGGGGACCGGGGUGAAAAGGUCGUCAUUGACGGGGAGAAGUCUGAACAACGGGGGGCGGCGGGAGGCGGUUGCCAUAACGACGACGUCGACGACGAUGACGAUGAAGACGACGACGGGGGCUUCUCGUGGCUGAUGGAGAUGGGCGUCCAAGACAAGAUCAAGAAGCCCGACGGUCUCUCCAUCCAGCUGCGUAAGGACCGCCACGCCGUCUCCCUGGACCACCUGCCGGACUCGGUGGUCCGUGUCGAGGGUCCACACACCUUCACCCUCAUCAACUUCCUCAUCAACUGCAAGAGCCUGGUGGCGGUGUCGGGGUCCCAGGCCGGCCUGCCCCCCACCCUGCUGGCCCCAAACGCCUUCAAGGGAGCCAGCAUGAUGACCCUCAAGGCGCGCAGCGUCAACGUGAAGACCCAGGUGCGAUCCACCUUCCAGGACGUCUGCAGUUUGGAGCUCACAGGCCCCAUCCUCCCCUCCUCGCUGCACGCUGUGACCCGCCUCCUUCGCCCUGCCCAGCGAGGGGGCUUCUCCGCUGCGCUCUACACCCACGCCCCCACCGCCGUCCUCAACACACACACCGCCCGCGAUUCAGUGGGUGAGGCUGAGGGUGCUGAGUUGGCCUCCUGCGGCCUCCACCCCACCAGUGUGCAGCAGCUCCAGCAGCCCCCAACUCUGGGAAAGACUUCCCUGAGGCAACUGCAUAUGAGCAACUACAACUACACCUGGCUGAGCUGAAAGUGUGUGUGGGAGACUGUGUGUGUCUGUCUGUGUGUUAGACUGUGUGGAAUUGUAUUUCAGUACUUGAAUAGUGUGGUAGUUUUAUAAUAAUUUGUCCAUCUCUUGAAUAUAUUUCCUAGUUUAUAUUGUGAUCUGAUUUGAGUGUCUAUUUUAAGCAUAACAUUAUGAAAUAAUCCUAAAUUGUCAGAAAACACCACGUUUUAACUUUAAACAGCUUUUUUAUCAAAUGAAAUAAACAGCUGACCAUAA
Gadus morhua (Atlantic cod) is the source of this 2338-nucleotide messenger RNA. RefSeq names its product DNA replication fork stabilization factor DONSON (gene donson). The coding region runs from base 116 to 2086 and encodes 656 amino acids. The record is from RefSeq and is a predicted model, not a curated record. The transcript has 13 exons. Gene Ontology annotation, cellular component: nucleus. Gene Ontology annotation, biological process: nuclear DNA replication. Lineage: Eukaryota; Metazoa; Chordata; Actinopteri; Gadiformes; Gadidae.